Molecule: messenger RNA, 2657 nt
Organism: Betta splendens (Siamese fighting fish)
Lineage: Eukaryota; Metazoa; Chordata; Actinopteri; Anabantiformes; Osphronemidae
Product: inter-alpha-trypsin inhibitor heavy chain H3-like
Exons: 23
Coding region: 22-2556 (844 amino acids)
Source: RefSeq, a predicted model, not a curated record
UGCACUCUGACAGGAGCCAUCAUGGGGAGAGCUCUGAUGCAAACCACCCUCUUUGCUCUGUUUCUGACUUUGGUCACCUCAUUACCAAAUAAAGAUGACUGGGACAUCUACAGCUUUCACAUCAACUCCACAGUGACCAGUCGUUAUGCUACAACAGUCAUCACAAGCCGCGUGGCCAAUCGAAUGAACGAAUCCAAGGAAGUAGAAUUCCAAGUGCGGAUUCCCAAGAAUGCCUUCAUCAGUAAAUUCAGAAUGUUUAUGGACGGCCAGGUGUACGAUGGUGUUGUGAAAACCAAGGAACAGGCUCAGCAGCAGUACACUGCAGCUGUAUCCCGUGGGCAAAGCGCUGGGCUCGUCAGCUCUGUAGGGAGGACCCUGGAGGAAUUUAAGACGUCAGUGACUGUGGCUGCUCACCAAAAGGUGACCUUUGAACUCACGUAUGAGGAACUGCUGAAACGCAGGCACGGCAAGUACGAACUGCAAAUCCAUGCUCGACCGAUGCAGCCUGUCAGCAACUUCAAGGUUGAUGUGUACAUUGAUGAAAAGGCUGGCAUCAGUUUCCUGGAGGUUAAAGGUGGACUAAGCACCAAAGCUCUGGCUAAUGCCAUCACCAAAACACUGACAGACAAACAGGCGUGGGUGUACUUCUACCCAACUGAAAGCCAACAGAAGACAUGUGACAGCUGUGGAGAGCAGGGUAUGAAUGGAGAUCUGGUUAUUGUUUAUGAUGUCAACAGGGACAUUUCAGUUGGUGACAUUAAGGCAUCAGGUGGAUAUUUUGUUCACCACUUUGCUCCGUCCAGUCUUCCACGGAUACCAAAGGAUGUUGUCUUUGUUAUUGAUCAAAGUGGCUCCAUGAGUGGCAGAAAAAUACAACAGACCAGGACAGCAUUAAUCCAUAUUUUGAACGAUCUGAAUGAAGAUGAUUUUUUUGGUCUCAUCACUUUUGCUGGUAACAUUUUUCACUGGAAGAGAGAACUUGUUCAGGCCACCAAGACAAACGUGAACAGUGCCAAGACUUUUGCACAAAAUAUUCCAGCCAGUGGAUCCACUGACAUUAAUGCAGCAGUGCUGGAAGGAGCUCGUAUUCUGAAGGCACAUCCCAGAGAAGGUUCAGCAUCGAUCCUUAUACUUCUGACUGAUGGAGACCCAACCUCAGGGGUGACAAACUUUAAAAAAAUACAGUCCAAUGUCCGAAAGGCCAUUGCAGGCAAAUUUCCUCUCUACUGUCUUGGUUUUGGUUUUCGCGUCAAUUUUGAAUUCCUUGAGAAGAUGUCACUGCAGAACAACGGUGUAGCACGACGGAUCUAUGAGGACUCUGAUGCUGACUUACAGCUGAAGGGUUUCUAUGAAGAGGUGGCCACUCCUCUGUUGACCAAUGUAACCAUGAUGUACACAGGAGGCACCAAUCUGACCCAGACUCACUUCACACAGUAUUAUAAUGGCUCUGAGAUUGUGGUGGCUGGUCAGAUCACUGACAAUGACAUCGAGACCUUCACUCCAGAAGUUAUAGCAAUUUCAGGAACAGGCAGUGUGAGGUUUUCUGAUACUAAUCCCACUGUGGAAUCGACUGACACAGUGUCUGACAGCCGCCUUCAGAGGGUUUGGGCCUACCUCACAGUCAAACAACUCCUGGACAAGGCGCUGCAGUUGUCUGGGCCUGAGAAGGAUCGAAUGAGGGAAGAGGCCUUGAAGCUGUCACUGAAGUACAGCUUUGUGACCUCACUCACAUCUAUGGUGGUCACAAAGCCUGAGGGAGAAAACUCUGAUGUGCUGCAUAAACCCAAAGAAGGCCAGAUGCAGCCUAUUCCAGGCCAGAUGCAGCCUAAUCCAGGUAUUAAUCCUCGUUCUGGUGGUGCUGGGAUCAGAGGUGGACAUCCCCAUAUUCUUCAUAUUGAAAGAGGAGAACCAUCUUUUGUACUAUUUCGUCGUAUUAUAACAGAUCCUGUUGUUUACAGGUUUUUGAUUAAAACUGAGAAUCAGUCUCUUCAACUCUGCUUCGACGUCCCUGGAGACACUCGCCUAAAACUUCUUCACCAUCCCAGUGAGGAGCUAUCUGUGUUUGGUCAUCUUGAUUCUGUAAAAGACAGAGGCUUUAAAAUAAUUGGCAUCCAUUUAAAAAAUGGCCAGUUUGUUGAGAUCACCACAGUUGGCAUCCGUGUAAGAGAAUCGUCAGGAGAUAUGCGCUCCUCUGAACGGAACCUUGUCUCACCUGACAUUACAGUGACUGGACGAGACAAGGAAUUUGAUGUUGCCGUUGGAGACACUCGCAUGGUCGUCUUAAUUCAUGAGGUGGAUGGUAACAAGUUCCUCUGGCCGGUUUUAAGUCAGAAGCCGUCGGACAACAACAUUGAUGGAAUUUUAGUUCUAAAGCCAGCAGUUUAUGAGGAGGUGCAGCAAAGUCCCUCCACAAAGCUGAAGAUCAGAGAUCAGGAGAUUGGUGUCACCAGAUCCAGUGCUGUUGACUACAGUAUUUCUGCUGCCCCAACACUGGACUGCUGGUUCAUGUCUGCUGAGUCCGCUCUGCAAAGACGCCUGGAUGAUUUCACUGUUUAAUCUGUCUCCACGUAGAAUAACCAGAAAUACGUUAUUGUUAGAUAUGUUAGAAAAACAAUUUAUUCUCUAUAGACAACAAUUACAAAUCAAUAAAACAUAUU